Molecule: messenger RNA, 2118 nt
Organism: Lutra lutra (Eurasian river otter)
Lineage: Eukaryota; Metazoa; Chordata; Mammalia; Carnivora; Mustelidae
Product: lipopolysaccharide-binding protein-like
Exons: 15
Coding region: 135-1574 (479 amino acids)
Biological process (GO): positive regulation of macrophage activation; lipopolysaccharide-mediated signaling pathway; acute-phase response
Molecular function (GO): lipopolysaccharide binding
Source: RefSeq, a predicted model, not a curated record
CUCUCCCGACAGGCUCAGUUCCUCAUCUGGCUGCUGGCCUUAUAAGCACUUCAGCCCUGCUGUCACCUUCGGGGAGGAAGGCUCCUGCAGAGAGACUCUGACCAACCUCCGCCUGGGUCCUCGCUGAGGACAGGAUGAUGGCCAGAUCGUACUUUGUGGUAGUGGCACUACUGUUGCUGGCAGAGGUCUCUGGAUUCGAAGAAGGGGCAUCUAAUCCUGGGUUCGUGGCCAGAAUCACCAGGAAAGGCCUGGAAUAUGCCCGCCGAUUCGGAGUAGCCAUCCUGAAGAAGGAGCUGUCUAUGAUCAAAUUGCCUGAUUUCUCCGGAAGCUUCAAAGUCGGCUGGAUCAAAAGCGUGGCCUAUGACUUUUACAGACUGAAGAUCCAUCACUUUGAGCUCAGGAACUCGGAUCUGAGGCUACGCCCAAGGCAGGGGGUCAGAGCUUCCCUGUCCAAUAACUACGUGUUUAUCAGUGGGAACUGGAAGGUGAAAAAGGCUUUCGUCACCCUAGAUGGGACUUUCGAUGUGAGUGUGGAUGACAUUUCCAUCUCAGUUUCUCUGAACUUGGGCAAGGACCCGUCCGGACGGCCCACUGCCUCCGUGGCCCACUGCCGCAACUCCAUCGGCCACAUGAGUGUUGACAUUUCCGGACAACUAAGCUGGAUCCUGAACCUCUUCCAUGAAAGAAUUGAAAACAAUUUCAAAAAUAUCUUGGAACAAAAGAUCUGCGAAAUGGUCAGGAAGUCAACCACCUCCUACCUGGAGCCCUAUCUCCGGACUCUACCAGUUAUCCUUAUGAUUGACCAGAUUGCUGGCAUUGACUACAGUUUAGUAGGUGCUCCCCAAGUGAAUUCUCAAGUCCUAGACACACCCUUCAAGGGUAAAUUCUUUGGCCGAAACUGGCGCUCCCCAGCCCUCUUCAAUGCUCCGUCCAUCAGGCUGCCGGAGAAACAUGACCACAUGGUCUACUUUGCUAUCUCUGAAUAUGUCCUCAACACAGCCAGCUGGGUUUACCACCAAGCUGGACGCAUGAACUUCACCAUCCAAAACCGUCAUAUUCCCCCGGACUCUCCGAUCCGCCUGCACACCAGCUCAUUCCGGGCCAUUGCUCCUCGGCUGUCCAGGAUGUACCCCAAUAUGGAGCUAGAGCUUGAGACAACACCCGAAUCAGCUCCAUUCCUGACGUUCACCCCUGGGAAUGUGACCCUCAUGCCGGUGAUAGACAUCCAGGCCUUUGUUCUCCUGCCUACCUCCUCCGACCGCAAGCUACUCUUCCGGCUCAGGGUGACAACCAACAUCUCCGCCACCAUCAGUGCGAACUCUGACAGGAUUGUUGGUUCAGUGACCACAGGAAGUAAACUGAAAUUGGAACUGAAACAUUCCAACAUCCGUUUCAUCAAUGUGGAGCUGAUGGAAGCCAUCCUCAAUUACUACGCGCUCCACACCAUGUACCCCUCUCUCAACGCAAAGCUUGAGAAGGGUUUCCCUCUCCCUCUGCCGAGGGACACCCACCUCAACAGUUUGGAGCUCCAAGUUCACGAGAACUUCUUGCUCUUGGGGGCCAACCUUGAUUAGGCUGAGCACUGAGGAAGGAGCAGCCGUGGCUGGAGGAGUGGACGGAACCACAGCAGGGCUUAGUCCUGCCCCUGUGGGGGUCUGGAGGCUGCAGCCUCUCUGCCUCUACUCCCCAUGAGGGUCUCCUCCAAAUGGGACACUCGUCACUGGGGAGCCUGGGACACCUGAAGACACACCUGGCCAUAGGACACGUCCCCCAACUUUCUUCUCCUCCUCCCUGUGCCUCUUCCUGUCCCCUUUACCGCUGUCCUUAGCCUUACUCUGGGCAGCCGCUAGAAAAAACUUCAGUGAGCGGUGUCCAGUCACCACCACAAAGCUCAAAGCACCCUGCUCAGCAUUAAACAUGAACUAAGUUGUACGUGUCCUUUGACGCUGUGGUUACAGGAACAGAAGUGAGACAAUGUGGACUUAAAGCCUUGUGUCGCCACUUCCUUGGUGUAUAAUAUUUAUUGAGAUGGGAGUAGAGACUACCCAGCCACUGUAAGAGCUCUACAUUUAUUCAACAAACCUUGAUUUCAAUUUGCUAAUGAGUGUCCUGAACUGA